This is a messenger RNA of Fonsecaea nubica, 1380 nucleotides long. RefSeq lists its product as hypothetical. NCBI's taxonomy places the organism in Eukaryota, Fungi, Ascomycota, Eurotiomycetes, Chaetothyriales, Herpotrichiellaceae. Bases 1 to 1380 code for a protein of 459 amino acids. The record is from RefSeq and is a predicted model, not a curated record. The transcript has 2 exons.
AUGAGACUACCCCCUCCCGGAGUGUCAAGGUCCUCUCGGCCACCUCCGCCUCCGCAGCCAACUCCGGCUGUGACGUACAGCAUGCCUGCCAUUCCGGCAUACCGCCUGCCCUCGAUCACGGUCCACAACAUGCCCACCAUCAGGGGCCGUGAACCAGACCUCGAAGAACAAGUAAGGGAAUUGAAGAGGCAGCUUGACCACAUGAACGAGACCUUCGCACCACUGGUCCUCAGCACGCGCAACCUGCGAGACCGCAUCAUGGUCCAGGAGCAAAUGGUCGACAUGAACAGGUCGACCCUGAUGGUCAGCCUUGCCAUCUCGCGCAGAGCGGCUGCGACCGAGGAGCAGCUCCGACGGGAACAACAGCAGUUCCGGAAUCUGCUUGGAGCCUUACCACCACCACACUCAUCUAUCCAGAUCCGGGAACCACGGCGCGCGCAUCAAGGCGGCCCCGCGCCUGAUCUGCCCCCGCCGGCUGUCUGGCUACCCCCGGGUCCCCCGCCACAACUGUGCUACCCAGGCCGGGCUGUUGCCCAAUCCGACCUGGUCAUGGUCCACGUCUGGUAUCUACGUCUCGGGCACGGUGCGGUCCUCGGCCGCUACAACGCCCAAGACUAUCGACGUGACAUGCUCGGCCGCAACCGUAUCGAAAUCCGUGACAGCAUGCCCUUUGGCUUUCUCCAGGGUUGGGUGCUGUCCCAUACGGAUGAGGUGUUCGGCCACUUCAUUCCCGAAGUCGCACAGCCCGGGUGGCCCUUGCAACUCAAGAUCCACAACAAUCCGGGCCAAGGAAUCUUCAUCGCCACCGUUGUCCAUGACCAUCGUGGCCUGCGCCCAUGCCAUGACAGCGAUAUUCUGGAGCUCUUCCAACCUACAGAGGUUGUGGACCUGCUUGACAUGUUGUUGCUGUUCUGGGAGACGGCCGACAUGGUUUACAAGUCACGCGACCUCGGCAUUUCUGCCGACGAAAUGAUCGAGUACCGGGUGCGGCUUGACCAACUCUGGGAAGAUACCUCCGUGACCAUCUCUCGGGCCCUCGAUGCCUAUCCAUGGCGUCAGAAGGUGCUUGAUGAGGUCAGGUCGCAUCAGAGGGCAGUCUCCCAGACGGUGGUGGGCACCAUUAUUGCCGUGGAUGCUGACCGGGCGUGGAAGCGGAUGCUCGGUCUCCUGAUGCAGGCUCGGCCGACAGUUGUAAAGGCCGAGUACGUGUUGCGAGGUAUCAUCAGCCACGAAUCGUCGCGGGGAGAGUCUCUCAACACUGAUCUGGUGGAGAUGUUUCCCAAUCCGUUUGUCGAGGAGCUGCUGGGCGACAACGGUGAUGCCGUGAUAGACAACUCUGAGCCACCCAUGGAGAUGGAGACGGAGGACGAGUACGAGUGA